Molecule: messenger RNA, 2926 nt
Organism: Megalops cyprinoides (Indo-Pacific tarpon)
Lineage: Eukaryota; Metazoa; Chordata; Actinopteri; Elopiformes; Megalopidae
Gene: adam9b
Exons: 22
Coding region: 67-2529 (820 amino acids)
Biological process (GO): proteolysis
Cellular component (GO): plasma membrane
Molecular function (GO): metalloendopeptidase activity
Source: RefSeq, a predicted model, not a curated record
CUACCAUCACACACACAACACAUAGGUGCACUUCAAUGGAUAUAUAGAUAGCCUGGAUUACCAAUUAUGCUACUACGAUUUCUUUUAAUAUUCCAUUGUUUUCUUUGUUUUUUAAUAGGAGUCAAAAGCCGAGGUCAUUCUCAGGCAUUAAAACUCUCCAGCUACAAAGUAGUCAUUCCACAGCUAGUCCAUGAACGAUGGAGAAGAGAUGCCAACCACAGUGGAGCAUCAAAUGAAGAGUUGAAAUAUGAGAGACUCACAUAUUCCCUAAGCAUCGAGGACAAAGAUCACUUUCUUCAUCUGAGGAAAAACAGAGACUUUUUAGCAAAGACCUUUGUGCAGUAUUCUCAUGAUGCCAAUGGUAAUCUGGUGACCUCAUAUCCUAAAGUGCCAGGGCAUUGUCACUAUCAUGGACACGUGGAAGGGCGUGAAGACUCCCUGGUGGCUCUCAGCACCUGCUCAGGCCUCAGGGGUGUCAUUAUUAUUGGGAAUCAGACUUAUGGACUUGAACCAGCUGCACGGUCUACAAUCAAUGAGCACCUCUUGUUUCAACUUAAGGACAGCCAGUAUGAGCCCUUUGUGUGUGGAGUGACCAAUGAGAUCUCUCGCUCCAAUCAUCAUACCUCCCAUGACCCCGCCCUUUCGAUGACCAAGCUUUUCCGGAAGAAACGCAAUUUACCGCAGACCAGAUAUGUCGAGUUGGUGCUGGUCGUGGACAAGCAGAGGUUUGAUUACAAGAAGGGCAACGUCACAGCAGUGCGGGAGGAGAUGGUGGACCUGGCCAAUCUACUGAACGGGUACUACAAACAGCUGAACAUCCACGUCAUCCUUGUGGGGCUGGAGAUCUUUCAGACGGAGAACCCCUUCAACGUGGAUGGCUCGGCAGGCGAUGUGCUGGGGAACUUUGUCAAGUGGCGGAAGAAGGACCUGAUUCCCCGUAUCAGGCAUGACGUGGGGCAGCUCAUCGUGGGGCGGUCAUCUGCUUAUCCAGGAGGAAUUCUGGGAAUGGCUUUUGUGGGCACGGUGUGUUCUGUGGCUAGUGGCGGAGGAAUCAACGUGUUUAAUGGCGACACUCUACAGUACUUUUCCACUGUGGUUGCACAUGAAAUGGGCCACAACCUGGGCAUGAACCAUGAUGACAACCGCUGUACGUGUGAUGGAGGGAGUUGUAUCAUGUCUGCUUCUGCCAGCGGGUCGACACUCUUCAGCACCUGCAGCGGUGACGACUUCGAAACGCUGGUCCUCAGAGGAGGCGGUAUCUGCCUGAAGAACCAGCCGUCCCCCUCGGACGUUGUCACUGUGGCGGAGUGUGGCAACGGCGUGCUGGAGGAGGGAGAGCAGUGUGACUGCGGCAAGCCAGAGGAGUGCAAGGACAAGUGCUGUGACGCGGCCACCUGCAAGUUCACGCCAGGCUCUUCCUGUGCACAGGGGGCCUGCUGCAAGGACUGCAAGAUCAAGGUCGCAGGAACGCCGUGCAGGGGGUCUGUCAACGUCUGCGACCUGCCGGAAUACUGCAACGGGCAGUCCGGCUUCUGCCCUGGCGACUUCUACAUCAUGGACGGGAAACCAUGUGCCAGCAACACUGCUUACUGCUACGAGGGCCGCUGCCAGACGUACGACUUCCAGUGCCAGCAGCUUUUCGGGAGAGGUGCGAAGAAAGCAGAUGAUAUUUGCUUCAGGGAUAUCAAUUCAAGAGGGGACAGGUUUGGGAACUGUGGAGUCCAAGGGUCGAACUAUGUCAAAUGCACACUGGCUAACUCCUUGUGCGGAAAGGUUCAGUGCACUGACGUGGAUGCCAACUAUCCACCGAAAGGCGCCGUAAUCACCGUCCAGGACAUCGGAGGGGUACGGUGUGUGAAUGCAGACUUUGACUUGGGCACAGACGUCCUGGACCCUGCCUAUGUCAACACAGGGAGUGGCUGCGCUACGGGGAAGACUUGCGUUGACUUCCAGUGCAUCAAUGCCUCCGCGCUGGAACAGAACUUGAACUGUAACGCGCAGGAGACCUGUAACGGCAACGGGGUGUGCAAUGACCAGGGCCACUGUCACUGUGACAAUGGUUGGGGCCCGCCCAACUGUGACAGGGCGGGAAGAGGCGGCAGUGUGGACAGCGGCCCCGCCCAGAUAGACCACUCCCUCAGGGAUGGCCUGCUGAUCUUCUUCCUCUUGGUUGUGCCCAUCCUCAUCCUUGUCGCUGUUGUCCUGCUCUACAUGUUCAGGCGAGACUGGGUGAAUAACUUCUUGAAGACCUGUCGCUCCAGGUCGCGCAACGCAACCAGCACUCAAGCAAAUGGUGCCACCCAGAGAAGUGCUGUACCACAGUCCCAAGCUCAGAACCGUUCCAGGACGCCUCAGCCUCCUCCUUCAUACCCAGGGGUCACCUCCGGGCUUCCCCCAAGCUAUGAAGAAAUAAACUAUGGCAACAUGCAAGAUGACAUACCCGAAACCUAUAAGCCUGCACCCCAGCAAGGACCAGGUGUUCCCAAACCCAUUCCUGCCAAGCAAGCCCUGUCUGUCCCCACUCCUUAACACUGACCUUGUGCACCAAUGAGACAGCCUCGUUUCAUUGACAUCCAGACUCCAACACAGGCCUUUUUAUUUAAACUUUUCUCACUCACUGUACAUGAAGAGCAGCAACUUUGCACACUUGUUCUGAUCUUGUAUGGAAUGUAAAGGUGUAUUUUUUCAGGAAUCUCUUUUUUUGUGUUGUUCAUUGGAAAGUUAAAGGACACCACUCAGUUCAACAAUAUUUUUUUAUAUCUCAUUGUGAAUUAUUUGGUUUGGAAAUGAUUAAUUGGUAAUGGAACUGAACUGGAUAAAAAUGAUAAGACACAUCUGUUUUUUUCUUCAAAUAUAAAAAGUUUAACAGUAUGUUGAAGGAAAAAUCACAUGGAUAUAUGCUACAUUUAUGACAGCUGGGGAUGGA